AUGUCAGUAUUGGUUCUCCCUGGUGAUAAUGUUGAAGUAGAUGCUGGUAAACCAGUUUCUUUGGGUCCAGGUAUGUACUGCGAUCCAAAAACUCAAAUGGUAUUGCCUGUAAAUGCAGGUGUUUUGAAUAGAACUGAUAAUAAAAGAGGUCAAACUCUUUAUGUCGAUUAUGAUUCCAAGCGUUAUAUUCCAGCUACUGGUGAUUUUGUCAUUGGUGUGAUUACUGGUGCCUUUGCAGACAGUUAUAGAGUUUCACUUUCAAGUUUCUCAACACCAGUAUCUUUAUCAUAUAUGGCAUUUCCAAAUGCUUCCAAGAAGAAUAGGCCAACUUUAAAGAUUGGUGACUUAGUCUAUGCUCGUGUCUGUUCUUCUGAAAAGGAAUUGGAAGCAGAAAUUGAAUGUAUGGAUUCUACAACCGGUCAAGAUGCUGGUUUUGGCCUUCUAGAUGAAGGAAUGGUAGCUGAAGUUUCAUUGGGGUUCGCUCGUCAGCUUUUGUAUAAUAAUGAUUUCCCACUCCUGAAACUAUUAGCUAAACAUGCCCAGUUCGAAAUUGCCAUUGGCUUAAAUGGUAAGAUUUGGUUGAAAUCUAAUGAUAUAAAAAAUACUCUUGCAUGUUAUAAAUCCAUUUUGGACUGUUCUGGAAAACAAAUUGGAGAGUUCAAUGAAAUAGUCAAGAAAAAUUUUAACCAAUUCACAAAUACAGUCGAAGAAUAA
This is a messenger RNA of Vanderwaltozyma polyspora DSM 70294, 714 nucleotides long. RefSeq names its product exosome non-catalytic core subunit RRP40 (gene RRP40). Gene Ontology annotation, biological process: poly(A)-dependent snoRNA 3'-end processing; U4 snRNA 3'-end processing; exonucleolytic trimming to generate mature 3'-end of 5.8S rRNA from tricistronic rRNA transcript (SSU-rRNA, 5.8S rRNA, LSU-rRNA). Gene Ontology annotation, molecular function: RNA binding. Gene Ontology annotation, cellular component: nuclear exosome (RNase complex); cytoplasmic exosome (RNase complex). NCBI's taxonomy places the organism in Eukaryota, Fungi, Ascomycota, Saccharomycetes, Saccharomycetales, Saccharomycetaceae. The transcript has a single exon. The coding region runs from base 1 to 714 and encodes 237 amino acids. The record is from RefSeq and is a predicted model, not a curated record.